Molecule: messenger RNA, 2788 nt
Organism: Daucus carota subsp. sativus
Lineage: Eukaryota; Viridiplantae; Streptophyta; Magnoliopsida; Apiales; Apiaceae
Product: dolichyl-diphosphooligosaccharide--protein glycosyltransferase subunit STT3A
Exons: 23
Coding region: 98-2452 (784 amino acids)
Cellular component (GO): membrane
Molecular function (GO): oligosaccharyl transferase activity
Source: RefSeq, a predicted model, not a curated record
CUCCUGCAAAGUCUUCCCUUCGUCUCCUCCCAGACUAUAACGACUCUACUCUCUCUCUCUCUCUCUCUGCAAAUUGCAGAGCUUGAAAUUAUCAUCAAUGGUGGCUGCAGAGACCGCGAAAGACAAAGCUCUACGCUAUGCAUUCGGAAAUGUCCUCUGCUUCUUCAUCCUCCUCCUCAUCGGCGUUCUCGCCUUCUCGAUCCGUAUCUUCUCGGUUAUAAAAUACGAGAGUGUUAUUCACGAGUUCGAUCCUUAUUUCAAUUACAGAGUCACUCAGUUUCUUACAAAGAACGGAAUAUAUGACUUCUGGAACUGGUUUGAUGAUAGGACCUGGUAUCCUCUUGGUCGUGUAAUUGGCGGAACUGUUUACCCUGGAUUAACGUUAACAGCUGGAACUUUAUGGUGGACAUUGAAUGCUUUGAACAUUCCUUUAUCAGUGGAGACUGUUUGUGUCUUCACUGCUCCCAUAUUUUCUGCUUUUGCUGCCUGGGCAACCUACUUUUUGACGAAGGAGGUUAAGGGUACUGGUGCAGGACUUGCUGCAGCAGCUCUAUUGGCCAUGGUUCCAUCCUAUAUAUCGCGAUCCGUUGCUGGUAGUUACGAUAAUGAAGCUGUAGCUAUAUUUGCCUUGAUAUUCACUUUCUAUCUCUAUAUUAAGACCUUGAAUACGGGAUCACUUUUCUAUGCUACUUUAAAUGCAAUCGCAUACUUUUACAUGGUCUGUUCUUGGGGAGGAUACACCUUCAUAAUUAACCUUAUUCCAAUGCACGCGCUGCUUUGCAUCGUCACUGGUCGCUAUUCUCCUCGGCUAUACAUAGCGUAUUGUCCACUUGUCGUUUUGGGCACAUUGCUAGCUGCUUUGGUUCCAGUUGUUGGUUUUAAUGCUGUCCUGACAUCGGAGCAUUUUGCAUCUUUUUUGGUUUUCAUUAUCAUCCAUGUGGUGGCACUAGCAUAUUAUAUCAAAGGAAUUCUCUCUCCGAAGAUGUUUAAAGUUGCAGUUACUCUUGUUGUAUCUGUUGGGCUGGUUGUCUGUUGUGGUGUGAUAGCCAUACUUGUUGCCCUGGUAGCUUCCAGUCCUACAAAAGGAUGGAGUGGACGCAGUUUAAGCUUGCUUGAUCCAACUUACGCAAGCAAGUACAUACCAAUCAUUGCCAGUGUUAGUGAACAUCAGCCACCUACUUGGCCGUCUUACUUUAUGGACAUAAAUGUUUUAGCAUUUUUGGUUCCAGCUGGCAUCGUUGCAUGCUUUUUGCCACUAUCUGAUGCAAGCUCCUUUGUGGUGCUUUACAUUGUGACAUCAGUAUAUUUCUCUGGCGUAAUGGUUCGACUAAUGCUUGUACUUGCCCCAGCAGCAUGUAUAAUGUCGGGCAUUGCACUUUCUGAAGCAUUCAGUGUAUUUACGCGAUCAAUUAAAUUUCAGUUGCCCGGUUUGUCGCAGAGUCACCAAAUGGAUGCAGGAGAUAGUGUUUCUGAACCAUCUGGUGAUGUCAUCCAAAAUGAUAUUGUAAAAACUGACAGACAUGAUGAGCCAGUAAAGGAACGACCUACAAGGAGGAACAAGAAGAAGGAAAAGGAGAAUGUGGACAAGGCUUCUAAGCCCUCUAUUAAGUCAAAGAUUGAAAAUAGGCUUUUGGUUUUGCCUCUAGAGACAUCUAUCAUUGCUCUGUUUUUACUGGUGCUGCUGGGUGCCUUUUAUGUAGUUCACUGUGUCUGGGCAGCAGCAGAAGCUUAUUCAGCACCUUCUAUCGUGCUAACGUCACAUUCGCAUGAUGGUCUUCAUGUGUUUGAUGAUUUUAGGGAGGCUUAUGCAUGGCUAAGCCACAAUACAGAUGUUGAUGAUAAAGUUGCAUCUUGGUGGGAUUAUGGUUAUCAAACUACUGCUAUGGCCAAUCGAACUGUUAUAGUUGAUAACAACACCUGGAAUAACACACACAUUGCAACUGUUGGUACUGCCAUGUCAUCUCCUGAAAAGGCAGCUUGGGAAAUUUUCCACUCCUUGGAUGUAAAAUAUGUUCUUGUGGUCUUUGGAGGUGUUGUUGGCUAUUCUAGUGAUGACAUAAAUAAGUUUUUAUGGAUGGUUCGUAUAGGCGGGGGUGUAUUCCCUCACAUCAAAGAACCUGAUUAUCUGAGAGAUGGUCAGUACCGAAUUGAUUCCCAGGCCACUCCCACCAUGCUAAAUUGCCUCAUGUACAAACUAUCGUAUUACAGGUUUGCUGACACAGAUGGUGGUAAAGGGUUUGACAGAGUAAGGCGGACUGAAAUUGGAAAAAAGAAUAUCAAAUUGACCCAUUUCGAGGAGGUAUUCACAACUCACCAUUGGAUGGUCCGGUUGUACAAACUAAAGCCUCCGAGAAACAGGAUCCGAUCUAAGACAAAGAAAUCCAAAUCGAAGUCUAGCACAGCAACAAACUUGAAAAGAAGUGGGACAGGAAAGAAAAACCCUUGGCACUAAAUACAUAUUCAUAGGUAUCUAUCUUGGAUAGUUUAUUUGUAAUAGAUAUAGAUUCGCAAGCAUCCGCUGGGGAAAUUGGAGAGUCAGGUAGUUAAUUUUCUUCUUCAGAUUAGUAAAUGAUUAAUCCGAAAUUUUGAAUUUUACACUGAUACUGUAUUCUCACUUGAGUUGUAACUUUUGGUACAUUAUUUGAGGAGCAAACAUUUAAAAGUUUUAGAACAGUCCUUGUAGAACCUUUGUACUAGAUUCUGAAGUACCAAUAUACCCAAAUUUUGAUAUAUUAUUGUAAGGUUCAUCAUCUGUCAUCAAUAUACCUGGUGCUGUGCUUUAUUUUUA